This is a messenger RNA of Trachemys scripta elegans, 3652 nucleotides long. Its product is annotated as NACHT, LRR and PYD domains-containing protein 3-like. Gene Ontology annotation, molecular function: protein binding. Gene Ontology annotation, cellular component: cytoplasm. The record is from RefSeq and is a predicted model, not a curated record. Bases 137 to 3067 code for a protein of 976 amino acids. Lineage: Eukaryota; Metazoa; Chordata; Testudines; Emydidae. The transcript has 10 exons.
GUGGAAUUAUGCUCUGAUCACAGCAGAUUGCAGAGAACAGCUGUCCUCCAUUUCUGAAUGGAAAAAAAAAACACCUGAAACUCAGUCUAAACAAACUCUUUCCAGUGCCUCAUAUUUUGUCUCCUGAUACCCACGGAUGGGAAACCGAAGCAGCAGAAAUCUCACUGCUUGUAUGAGAAGUGAUCUGCUCAUACGAGCCCUCGACAACCUGUCUCAGGAAGAGUUCAAAAGAUUUAAAGACAAAUUAUCACACUCUGACUUUGAGGGGAAAGGUAACAUCCCUCGAGGUCAGCUGGAGAAUGCUGAUAGGAUAGACACGAAGAACCUCCUGAUGCAAUUCUAUGGUGAAAUUGCUGCGGUAGAAGUAACCACAGAUGUUUUCACUCAGAUCAACCUCAGAGACGCUGCUGCUAAACUCAGAGAAGAGAGAGAGAAAGCUUUGGGUCCUCGGCAAACAUCUGAAAGAUCAGUAAAUGCUUACAGCAUGAAGUAUAGAGAACAUAUAAAAAAUGAAUACAGCGCAAUAAAAGAAAUGAACGCUCGUCUUGGUGAGAAUGUGAAACUAAACAGCAGAUACACAAAGCUGAUCAUUACAAAUGAACAUCGUCAUGAAAAGCAGAGAGAACAUGAAAUAAUGGCCCUGGGACGGAGACAUGCAGAGAUCAUGACUGAGCACGCUACUCCUAUCACCAUAGGCGAUUUAUUUGAAUCUGAUGGAAAGGAACAAUCACCACAAAUUGUCGUGCUGCAGGGAGCUGCAGGGAUUGGAAAAACACUGACAGCAAAAAAGAUCAUGUUGGACUGGGCAAAUGAAGAACUGUAUCAGAGCAGGUUUGAUUAUGUUUUCUACAUAAAUUGUCGGGAAAUUAACUUUGACAGAGAGCAGAGAAGUGUGGAAGAUUUGAUUUUAGGAAAUUGUCCUGAUCAUAAUGCACCAACUAAAGAGAUUCUGAUGACUCCAGAAAAACUCCUGUUCAUAAUUGAUGGUUUUGAUGAACUGAGAUUUUCCUUUAAUCAACCAACAAGUAAUCUGUGCUCUGAUCCCUGUGAGAAGCAGCCAGUGGAAAUCAUACUGAGCAGUUUAUUUAGGAAAAAAGUGCUUCUCAAAUCUUACUUACUAAUUACUACAAGACCAAUUGCCCUGGAGAAACUUGGGCGGUGUUUGAAAGAUGAACGUUAUGCAGAGAUCCUGGGGUUUUCUGAAAAUGAGAGAAAAGAAUAUUUUUACAAGUUCUUUGAGAAGGAAGAACAAGCAAGCAAAGCCUUUAACUUUGUAAGAGACAACGAAAUGCUGUUCACCAUGUGCUUUGUCCCCAUUGCCUGUUGGAUCAUCUGCACGGUUCUGAAACAGCAGCUGGAAGCAGGUGAAGAUCUUGCACAAACUUCCACUACAAUCACUGGAGUCUACAUGCUCUAUCUCUUCAGUUUAUUAGAGGGUCACAGCAGCAAUUCAAAGCAAAAGGUACAAGGUAACUUGAAUGAACUUUGCUCCUUGGCUGCAGAUGGAAUCUGGAGGAAGAAUAUACUGUUCGAGGAAGAAGAUGUCAAGAAACAUGGUUUAGAUAAACCUGAUUCCCUCUUUCUGAAUGAGAACAUGUUUCAAAAAGGCAUUGGCUGCGAACGUGUUUACAGCUUCAUUCACUUGAGUUUUCAAGAGUUUUUUGCAGCUUUGUUUUAUGUGUUGGAGAAAGAAGAACCUGUGAAAAAGUCAGCAACUGCUAUACAACCUGUGGAAAAAUUGUUUGAAAAAUGUGGAAAAUCUAGGAAUUAUUUAAUGUUAACAGUGCGAUUCCUGUUUGGUCUCUUAAAUAAAAAGAGAAUGGAGGAGAUGGAGAAAAAUCUUAGCUGCAAAUUUUCACCCAAAGUUAAAAAUAAUUUACUAACAUGGGUUAAAGAGAAACCCUUUUUGUUGUUGUUCAACUAUGAUAAAUUGCCUUCUGAUAAGGAGUCAAUGUUUUUCUAUCUGGAUUAUUUUUACUGUUUGUAUGAAAUUGAAGAAACUGAAUUUGUGCAGAGUGCAAUGAAUCAUUUCACGGAGCUAAAAUUAACUAAUCAUACCUUUACCAAAAUGGAUCAAAUUGUUCUUCAAUUCUGUAUAAAGAAUUGCUGUAAACUGGCGUCAGUUUGUCUAGAGAACUGUACUUUUCUAACUGAAGACCUGAAUGAAGAUUCCCCAGGACCACGCGAGUGGCCACAUCGGGCACAACAUCAGGAUGAGUUGCAUCAUUCAUCUAUUUACCUGCUCUGUCAAGCACUGAAGGCUUCAAACUGUAAUUUAAAGAAACUAAGCUUGGGGAGUUGUGGUCUCACAGCCGCUGGCUUUGGGGAUCUCGCCACUGUUCUCAGCACCAGCCAGAGCCUGACAGAGCUGGACCUGGGUGCUAAUAAUCCGGGAGAUGCUGGAGUGCGGCGGCUGUGCGAGGGACUGAAACAGCUGAACUGCAAACUGCAGAGUCUGCGCUUCUUUAGUGGUCAUCUCCCAGGUGCUUGCGGUGAGGAUCUCGCUGAUGUUCUCAGAGCCAACGAGAGCCUGACAGAUCUGAACCUGGGUUAUAAUUAUCUGGGAGAUGCCGGCGUGCAACGUCUGUGUAAGGGACUGACACACCCGAACUGCAAACUGCAGAGACUGGGAUUGCAGGGUUGUCAUCUCACAGACGCUGGCUGCGCGGAUCUCGCCGCUGUUCUCAGAACCAACCAGAGCCUGACAAAGCUGGAGCUGAGUGAUAAUGAACUGGGAGAUGCCGGCGUGCAGCUGCUGUGUGAGGGACUGAAACAAAACUGCAAAUUACAGAGUUUGUCGUUGUGGAAGUGCGGUGUCACAGCCGCUGGCUGUGGGGAUCUCGCUGCUGUUCUCCGAGCCAGCCAGAGCCUGACAGAGCUGCAGCUGGGUGAGAAUAAUCUGGGAGAUGCUGGAGUGCGGCUGCUGUGUGAGGGACUGAAAUACCCAAACUGCAAACUGCAGAGACUGCGCUUGAAGAAAGAGUAUUUAACUGAAGAUAUGAGGGCAGAGCUGGAUGCUGUGAAAGACACAAAACCUGAUCUGGUUAUACAGAUACUGGAUUGGUGAGUGGGAGCCACUGCACCAAUGCAGCUCUGACCUGGCUGCCCUGCCACUAGCUGCGGGAGCAGCUGGAGAACACCUGCCCCUAUUGAAAUUGCCAUCCCCAGGGACUCCAGCAGCAAAUGUCAACAUCUGUGGCAGGGGGCUGGGUAGAGAUUGUGAGGGCCAACCCUCCUGCAUGAAGGCAGGAGGCUUAGGAGUAGGAGCUGGGUUUGCUCUAUUCUCACUGUGCAGUGAGGUAGCUGUUUUCAGGGAAAAGUGGGGGCGGGGGGCAGGAGGGAGAAAGGGGAUCAGGGCCUAGGGGAGGUAGAGAUGCGGGAUUAUGAGAUGGAGGGGUCUGGAAACCUCCCCUUUUCAGUCUGUCAGUGCAGGGGGGAGACUCAAGAACUAUCCUUGGGUCCGAAGGGGAACUGUCCUUCUCUUACAAUGGUUCAUACUAUUACGUGUAUAUUUACAAGGGGGUUGUAAUUUUACACAACUCCACAGCUAUUAAGUCAGCAUUUUUCUGUAUCCAUCUCUAACAGAGGCUUAUCCUGGAUGUAUAUUUGUGUCAGUUUUGCUGGAGUUCAAUAAAGAUCAUGUAUCAAGAAA